Molecule: messenger RNA, 848 nt
Organism: Cucurbita pepo subsp. pepo (vegetable marrow)
Lineage: Eukaryota; Viridiplantae; Streptophyta; Magnoliopsida; Cucurbitales; Cucurbitaceae
Product: large ribosomal subunit protein uL5
Biological process (GO): translation
Cellular component (GO): ribosome
Molecular function (GO): structural constituent of ribosome
Source: RefSeq, a predicted model, not a curated record
UCGGCUACUUCAUCCCAUAUUAGGGUUUCUUCGCCCCCUCCCUUGGAUUGAGUAGCAGCAUCAGCAACAGCAACACCCCAGCCGCAGCAGCCCGCCUGAAGACUCCAAUGGCUUCGGAGAAGAAGUUGUCGAACCCCAUGAGGGAUAUUAAGGUGCAGAAACUCGUCCUCAAUAUCUCAGUCGGUGAGAGUGGAGAUCGGCUCACCAGAGCUGCUAAGGUGCUUGAGCAACUCAGCGGCCAGAGCCCCGUGUUCUCCAAAGCGAGAUACACUGUACGAUCGUUUGGAAUCAGACGUAAUGAGAAGAUUGCUUGCUAUGUCACCGUUAGAGGCGACAAGGCGAUGCAGCUUUUGGAAAGUGGACUGAAGGUUAAGGAGUACGAGUUGCUUCGCAGGAACUUCAGUGACACUGGUUGCUUUGGCUUUGGUAUUCAGGAGCACAUUGAUCUUGGGAUCAAGUACGAUCCAUCCACUGGUAUCUAUGGUAUGGAUUUCUUUGUGGUCUUGGAGCGACCAGGAUACCGUGUUGGACGUCGCAGGAGGUGCAAGUCUCGUGUCGGGAUCCAGCACAGAGUCACAAAGGAGGAUGCCAUGAAGUGGUUCCAGGUGAAAUAUGAGGGUGUGAUUCUUAACAAGUCACAGCAAAUAGUCUAAGAGUUAUAAAAUUUUGUGGUUUUGUAAGCCUGACUGAAGCUCUUUGUUUUGUUUCCUUUGAAUGUUUCUGGGAUUUAAUGGAGAUUUUUAGGAUAAAUUUGGAGAACUCUGUUAGUCAUAUGUUUGAUUAGUUAUAUCCUUUGUGACCUGAGAAUUAAGCUAUCAAUCUACCUGGUUUUUAUUUUGUCACAAAAA